Molecule: messenger RNA, 1305 nt
Organism: Penicillium subrubescens
Lineage: Eukaryota; Fungi; Ascomycota; Eurotiomycetes; Eurotiales; Aspergillaceae
Exons: 2
Biological process (GO): regulation of transcription by RNA polymerase II; DNA-templated transcription
Cellular component (GO): chromatin
Molecular function (GO): zinc ion binding; RNA polymerase II cis-regulatory region sequence-specific DNA binding; DNA-binding transcription factor activity, RNA polymerase II-specific
Source: RefSeq, a predicted model, not a curated record
AAUCUCUCUCGCCGGGCUCUUAAACUGGUCUCUCUCCCCCUUUCUUCUCUGCUCAAGCCUGUCAUUCCAAUGCCACCAUCCCCUCCUUUCAAAUGUCCCUUCCCAGGCUGUACCCUAAGCUACCAACGCAAAGAACACUUAACCCGCCAUGCAAAAAGCCACUCUAAACAACUCGAGACUUUCAAAUGCCUCUUCUGUGACCGCUCAUUUUCUCGAAACGAUACACUACGCCACCAUGUUCGCUCCCACCAUCAGGAUAAAGAUUUGAAAUCAUCCCGGACAAUAAAAGCUUGUACCUAUUGCCGUGGAAGGAGGUCGAAAUGUGAUGGACAUGAUCCUUGUGAUAGGUGCUCUCGAUUGGGGAAGGAAUGUUCCUAUUUGGAAAAAUUGGUAUCACGGAGUGGUACUCUGGAUGGAGAGAGAGAAUUGGCGUUUUCAAGGCCAGGAACGAGAUUGGGUUCUUCGACACGAUCGGAGGGACUUGAAUAUAGUCCUUGCAGAGUGAAAUCUUAUGUCCAGGCCUAUUUUGAUGUUUUUCAUCCAAAGUGGCCAUUUUUGCAUCCGGCGACCUUUGAUCAUACGAGUGAACCAGCUUUUCUGCUUCAAUCAGUGGUGAUGAUGGGGAUGUGGGUGAGUAGGGAGAGUACUGUGCAAAAGAGGGCGAAAGAUCUGCAUCGUAGGUUAAUCUUGUGCAUAUAUGAGCAAAUGGAAACUUGGGCCAUCCCAGAGAAUUAUGACGCACUCUCUGGUCCUACACACUGGCCACUGGCAACAUACCAAGGAAUCUUGCUGCAAACAAUCUUCUCCCUCCUCCGGGACCAGGAUCCCAUUGAUCUGGGAUUGACUACAGUUCUACCCGAAAUACCUUCUCAGCUUCUCAAGGCUCUUGUCCACAGCUGUCUUAAGAGAAACAUGCUUUUUUACCCCUCGAUGUUAUCCCAAUUUAGACAGGGAGAAAGCCCUGAGGUAUACGUCUGGGUUGGCGUUGAGGAAGUAAAGCGUUUCGCCCUAUCGUUAUACCGGGUGUGCCAGCGUGCUCGGCUUCAAGAUCCUGGAGAGCUGGGAGGUGUGUCUUGUCAAAGCAAUUGGGCCCCAUCACGAUUGGAUGGGGUGAGUCUGUUAUCUCUGGCUGACCUGCGAUUUGCUCUGCCGGAUAGUAAUGAGCUUUGGCAUUUGACAUCGGGAUUGGCUGACCGAUUGACUGGGAAGUCAGAGGGUUAUAGAGUGGCUAAUAGCGAAGAGAAUUGGAUUUCUCAGGCCGUGAGGCUUUUGCAGCCGCAAGGAGAACAGUUUCGGUGGAUAUGA